Urocitellus parryii (Arctic ground squirrel) is the source of this 1029-nucleotide messenger RNA. RefSeq names its product LHFPL tetraspan subfamily member 5 (gene Lhfpl5). Gene Ontology annotation, biological process: detection of mechanical stimulus involved in sensory perception; sensory perception of sound. Lineage: Eukaryota; Metazoa; Chordata; Mammalia; Rodentia; Sciuridae. Gene Ontology annotation, cellular component: plasma membrane. The record is from RefSeq and is a predicted model, not a curated record.
GGACAGGGUGGCGCCAGCAGGACCUUGAGAGGAGGCAGGAGACCCGAGAUAGGCGGGUUAGAGCAGAGACAGGCACCUGGCAAACCUCACCUGAGGACGCCAAGGCCAUCCUUGUCCUGUUGAGCCUCUUCCCCGCCUGUGCUGGAAGGAUUCUCACCUUGUGCCCCGACCUCAGCCUCCUUUCCAAGCCCCGCUGAGGAGUGACUCACUUCUGGGCCUCCAUCCACAUAGCCUCCGCCUGGCAGCUCACAAGCCCCUGGUCCAAGGCCUGCUGCCUUCACCAUGGUGAAGUUGCUGCCCGCCCAGGAGGCAGCCAAGAUCUACCACACCAACUAUGUGCGGAACUCACGGGCGGUGGGUGUGAUGUGGGGCACGCUCACCAUCUGCUUUUCCGUGCUGGUCAUGGCCCUCUUCAUCCAGCCCUACUGGAUCGGUGACAGCGUCAAUACGCCCCAGGCGGGCUAUUUCGGCCUUUUCUCCUACUGCGUGGGCAACGUGCUCUCUUCCGAGCUCAUCUGCAAGGGCGGCCCUCUGGACUUCUCCUCCAUCCCUUCCAGAGCCUUCAAGACAGCCAUGUUCUUCGUGGCCUUGGCCAUGUUUCUCAUCAUUGGCUCCAUCAUCUGUUUCAGUCUAUUCUUCAUCUGCAACUCGGCCACUGUCUACAAGAUCUGUGCGUGGAUGCAGCUGGCUGCAGCCACAGGUUUAAUGAUAGGCUGCCUGGUCUACCCAGACGGCUGGGACUCAAGUGAGGUGCGACGCAUGUGUGGGGAGCAGACAGGCAAGUACACUCUGGGCCACUGUACCAUCCGCUGGGCCUUCAUGCUGGCCAUCCUCAGCAUCGGCGAUGCCCUCAUCCUCUCCUUCUUGGCUUUUGUUUUGGGCUACCGGCAGGACAAGCUCCUCCCUGAUGACUACAAGGCAGAUGGAAAAGGUAAAUUACCCUCCUCCACAGUGUGUCACCUGCCUGGGGAUCCUAGGUGGGCAGAUAGACAUAGCCCUAGUCCCCCUAAGCAAGUGCUCUAUGACUGA